Molecule: messenger RNA, 660 nt
Organism: Melampsora larici-populina 98AG31
Lineage: Eukaryota; Fungi; Basidiomycota; Pucciniomycetes; Pucciniales; Melampsoraceae
Exons: 3
Coding region: 1-660 (219 amino acids)
Source: RefSeq, a predicted model, not a curated record
AUGAACCCCGGGAAAGUUUCAACACAUCAGUUGAUAGAUCUAGCCCCCUAUUGGGAUAACAGAAUGAAAGCUUGUUUUGGCUAUGUACCACUCACGAUCUUUGUUCCGGCAUGGCUUCUAGCGGACAAGAAUCAUAUGUCAAACCGGAGAAAGCAAAGUUUGUCAUGCUCAGACGUGAUAGCGUACGUGGGAUUGAGGGUACCUAGCAAGUGGAGACAUAGUUUUUUGAUAUGGUCGACAUUUUUUCAUCUAUACGUGAAAUAUUGGCGAUUGAAAUAUCAACAAGAAGAAAUAGCCAAUACGCCAAGUGGAAGACAUCAAGUGCAACCUCAGAACGGUCAGUUCUUUGGUGAAGCAAAUCAUCAUUAUGGUUAUCAUCAUCAAGAUAAUGCAGAAGCGAGUGGAAGUGUAGGAUACCAUCAAAGUAAUAGAGGAAGAGGAAAGCAAGGUAGAGGAAUGGGGAGAGGAACCAGUAGUAGAGGAGGAAGCAUACGGGGUGGAUCACAUUCAGGCCCCACGACCAUUGUAAACGGGGUGAUGGUGACAAAGUUUGGUCCAGGAGCCUUUGAAGCGGUAAAGGCGGCAAGACAAGCCAGUGUGAACGGAAAGAAUGCAGGGACACAAAAGUUGUCUGCUGGGAAAGAUCAAUAUCAGAUGUGA